AUGGCAGUCUUCAACUUGGGCACUCUGGCUGUGUGCGGAGCAAGCAUUGCUGUCCUCCUGCCUCUGAUUUCCAAGUUGUCAGCCCCGGCACCCCCUCGUCGCUCAAAACGGCUAGGCGAUCCAACGUAUGACCUAGAGAAGAUCGAUGCUCCUGCAGCGACCGGAGCCAAACUCCGCAUCGUGGCAUGGGCCCUGGCCGACAGUCCAGUGGCACCGCUGCUGCGGAGGUUCCUGAUCAACCAAAACGGUGCUGACGAGCUCCAAGACCUGGCUUUACAAGUCGUCGACGAGGGCAAAAGCACCGUCGCCUACACGCCAAUGCAUCGCCUCACGACCGAAGAAUGGAAGCGCCACGAGGCGGCAGCAUCGGGUGCCGGUAGUGUCAAGACCUUGUUACAGGAGGGCUUUGACGGCCAACCGCCUGGGCCUGGAGUGUAUGUCACAGUUGAAGACUACGCCAAAGCGUACAAGAGCGGUGCCUGGACACCGACCUCGGCCAUGGAGCGUUUGCUGCAAGCCAUACGCAAGCUGCCGACAGAGUACCGGGUUUUUGUCACCGUGCUUGAGGAGGACGUCCGAAAGCAGGCGCAGGACUCCGAGCAGCGGAUCCUCAAAGGUGAAGCUCGCAGCAUCUUCGAGGGGGUGCCCAUCGCGGUGAAAGACAUGGUCUCAGUUCGGGGUCAUCCCUUUAGCGAAGGAACCGUUUGGCCAGCAGGUGAUCGACACAACAGACGGGCAGAGGAGGAUGACAACACAGUUCGCCUCUUCCGGGAAGCCGGGGCCAUUAUCUUAGGAACGACUGUGAUGACCGAGUUUGGAGUUACUCCGCUAGGUUAUUCAGUCCACUUCAAAGGGCCAGUGAAUGCAUAUAAUGGGAGCUACUACUGUGGGGGCAGCUCCUCUGGUUCUGCCGUGGCUGUGGCCAUGGGCUUGGUGCCUGUGGCAGUGGGCAUGGAUGGCGGUGGUUCAAUCCGGAUUCCUGCCGCCAUGGAGGGUGCAGUCGGUUUGGCUCCGACCUACGGCCGAGUACCGGACUCAAGCCCCGACACGCUCUUCGGCACCAUGGUCAAAACAGGCCCCAUCGCUGCAACAACACGUGAUGCAGCACUGGCACAUGCCGUGAUGUCCCAGAGCGUCUCUAGCCAUAUCUUCGCACGCCUUUAUGGGGAGCCUUUCGGUGUUCCCCCGGUGCACCUCGAAGGUUUCAUGGAUUUGAACCUGAAAGGCAUUCGCCUCGGGGUUUUCUGGGAUCACUUCAACGAUGCCGAACCGCUGGUCGUCGAGGCCUGCAAAGCAGCAUUGGAGACCCUUAAAGCUCUGGGCGCCGAGGUGGUCCCUGUUGCCCUGCCACACCUGAAAGCCUUGUCCCUGGCGCAUGGACUCGACAUUUCGACGGAAUUUUCGACGUUCUUCGGUAACCUGCUGUACAAUGGCCACAACCUGGAGCCCGGGACUCGAAUUCAGCUUGGUCUUGGCUACACAGUUUCUGGGGUGGAGUUCAACUCUGCCAACAUCUUAAGAGGCUGGGCGUUGAAGUACAUGCACGAGGAGCUUUUCACCAAGCUGAACGUCCAGGCGAUCGUGUCGCCAAGCAUGGGCAUCCUUCCUCCCAAGAUGCCUGAAGAUGUCACAGCCGCUGGUGAGAGCAACACGCCCCUGAUCAUGCAGAUGAUGAAGUACAUCUUCCUUGGAAAUCUCCUGGGGCUUCCAGGCAUCAGCGUGCCGGUGGGCUACGAUGACAACACAAAGCUCCCUGUUAGCAUGCAUUUGAUGGGUGCCCACUGGGAAGAAGCGGUUCUUCUGAGACUGGCAAAUGCAAUUGAGACGCUCCACCUGCAGCGGAAGAAGCCCUCCGCCUUCUUUGAUUUGCGGGCAGAGCUGUAG
Symbiodinium sp. CCMP2456 is the source of this 1884-nucleotide messenger RNA. The record is from the annotation of a GenBank genome assembly. Lineage: Eukaryota; Dinophyceae; Suessiales; Symbiodiniaceae.